Molecule: messenger RNA, 3048 nt
Organism: Paramormyrops kingsleyae
Lineage: Eukaryota; Metazoa; Chordata; Actinopteri; Osteoglossiformes; Mormyridae
Product: ras-related protein Rab-40C-like
Biological process (GO): intracellular signal transduction
Molecular function (GO): GTP binding; GTPase activity
Source: RefSeq, a predicted model, not a curated record
AAGGGGGCGGUCCUCGUGCCGUGACAGUGAACAGAAGUCGCUUCGGCGUGGGAAGACAGCGGGGUGACUGAGUACCGGAAUUAGCACUUUUUUUCUGCCAGAUCGGGUUCGGUUGGCAAUAAACCGGAGGGUGAACGCUGAUUCAGCGUGUCGAGAAGCGAGGAAUACGCUUGAGGCAGCGCUGGACCUUGACUGCGCCCCCUGGGGCGGGUGAGACGGGCAACAGUCCGGUCGGCAGCCCUGCGGAGGGAGUCGCAGCUUAGUCCUAAGAUCCGGGAGCAGCGGCGGCUCCCCGCGUCGCACGGCCGAUUCCGUGGUGUCUGAUGCCUGCUUCUGGCUGGAUCCCGUGUCUCCGGAAUCAUACAGGAGCAGACCCCCCUCCCCUUUCUUUGUCUCCGGCCGACCUGAAAGCUGCUGCCACUUUGCUUCCCUGAAGAGGUGUGUGGUGUGAGGUUCGAGGAGGCACCUUCACCGCGGCUGGAGGACCAGUCCGCCCGCGUCCUCCCCGCUUGUUUUUUUUCCAUCAACCACGCUUUUUGCUUGGCAGCGACAUCGGGAGAGUCUGUAUCAUUUCCGCGCAGUGAGGCUUGGGGUUUUCACGGAGGUUUCUAAGCGCAGAUGCGCUGCUUCUGUCUUGCCCUGGUGCCUUCGGGGCGCCUGCGGGUGAGGACAGCCUGACCUUGCACUCCGGGGGAUGGCAGACGGGAUGGGGACGCAGGGGAGCCCCGUCAAGAGCUACGACUACCUGCUGAAAUUCCUGCUGGUGGGCGACAGCGAUGUGGGCAAGAGGGAGAUCCUGGACAGCCUGCAGGAUAGUGCGGCCGAGUCCCCUUAUGCCUACAGUAGCGGGAUCGACUACAAGACCACUACCAUCCUGUUGGAUGGGAGGCGGGUGAAACUGGAGCUGUGGGAUACCUCUGGACAGGGACGGUUCUGCACCAUCUUCCGGUCCUACUCCCGCGGCGCGCAGGGCAUCUUGCUCGUCUAUGACAUCACCAACCGCUGGUCUUUUGAUGGCAUCGACCGCUGGAUCCGGGAGAUCGAUGAGCAUGCCCCGGGGGUCCCGCGCAUCCUGGUGGGCAACCGGCUGCACCUGGCGUUCAAGCGGCGGGUGCCCACGGAGCAGGCUCGCGCCUACGCCGAGCGGAACGCCAUGACCUUCUUCGAGGUCAGCCCGCUUUGCAACUUCAAUGUCAUCGAGUCCUUCACCGAGCUGUCCCGCAUCGUGCUCAUGAGGCAUGGCAUGGAGAAGUUCUGGAGGCCCAACCGAGUGUUCAGCCUGCAGGACCUGUGCUGCCGCGCCAUCGUGUCCUGCACCCCCGUCCACCUCAUCGACAAGCUGCCCCUGCCCGUGGCCAUCAAGAGCCACCUCAAGUCCUUCUCCAUGGUCAACGGCAUGAACGCGGUCAUGAUGCACGGCCGCUCGUAUUCCCUGGCCAGCGGGGGUAGCGGCGGCGGGGGCGGGGGCAGCAAGGGGAGCAGCCUGAAGCGCUCCAAAUCCACACGGCUGCCCCAGAGCCCCCCCCAGAACUAUACCAAGGGCAACUGCAAGAUCUCAUAGUGGGUGGAGCACACAGGCCCAGACCUUUGUGUCGGGUUGGCCCCACCAAUGGGAGAGCUAGAACUGUAAAGCCCCGCCUCCUGUUCCGGACCAUAACAAUGGCCUUUGGUGUAUCACUUUUGGGUCUUUUUUUUUAUAAUUUAUUAUUGGUGGUGUUAGUGAAAUCUGGUCAUGUCAGUUGAGACAAGGAAUUUGUACAGCUCUCAUCCCAGCCUGCCCCCUAAAGUCUGCCCCCUUCGUGAUUCUUUUAAGACAGUGUAUCCCAGCUCGGUUCUCUGCGAACCACAGACGGCCCACAUUUUUGCUCGGGAGGGAGCAAAAUUGUGGACUGUCUGUGGUUCCCUGAGGACCGGAUUGGGUCUCUGGCUCCGUUGUGUUUCCUUCCUCAUGGCAGGCAGAGCCCACUGCCCGUUCUCCAUAUCCAUCACGCUCGGAUGACACACAAUGCAGGUUCCACUCUGUGAAGCUCUUCCCGGAUUUUUUUUUUUUUUAAACUUUUUUUCUGUGUUAAGCUUUUUUAAACCAAGCUGAUGGCGUUCAUGCUUUCCACUGAAUUUCCCAGAAGCCUCCCCCUGCAGGCAAGCAUAAUGGGCUGUGUGACAUUCCUAUACGGCUUCUGCCAGCCUCACAGAUGCCUUGCUGUCAUCGUUUCAGGCUGACAUGCUUCAUUGCCGGCGAGCUGUUUGCUUUGUGACCAGCACUGAACGCCUGCCAUUCCUGUGCCUGAACGCUGGCCUGUGUGCCGCAUUCUCCUCUGUGCUGCACUUCACUCUUCACGCAGCUGCCAUUUAUCCCGAGUCGCCUGCCACUGCAUCUGCUCACCUUGGGAGAUUAUGCCCAGCCAUGAAACAGUCACUCCCCCUGCUGUCAAUCUCAGGGACAAGCCCCGCCCUCUGUCAGCCCAGCAAAUGAAGCUCCAUCUCAUUCAGUUGCUGAUUGGCCUGUGUGGAGUUUGUGUGUUUUUGUCUACCUUGGUGUGUGUGUGUGUGUGUGUGUGUGUGUGUGUGUACAGGCAGCUGGCUUGUGGGGGUCUUUCUGAACAUGGGAAUGUUGUGUCCUGGAUGAUUUUAACAGCUUCUACUAAACAAACCUCUGCUUUGCUACUCCUCGGUCCCUAGUGUCCCUCAUCCAGUGGUGUGUGAGCAGAUUAAAGUACACAUGUUACGAUUGGCUCUCUCACAGUUUUUUUUUUAAAUCUACUCGGAGCUUCAUUGGCCGAAGCCGACAUUAGUUACGUAAAGCUUGACCGCCACCAGGUGUGGUUAACAGUAAUAGGACGGUCAAACAGAGAUUUGGCUCUGAGGGUGCCAUCAUAUUCCUCAAGGGUAACGUGUAAAUGUUAACUGUAAACACUAGUCUGUACAUCUGUACUGCUGUGUGACUUUCAAAGGUGCUUUUCACAUCUUAAUGGGGAAACGUUUUAAUUUUAAACUGUACAGUUCAUAUCUGUAAGAAAGUUUUUCGACAAUAAAAUGUUUGACACUGUU